CGCUCAUGUGGUUUCCCCAGCCUCCCUCCUCUGCUCUGUCUCUGCCUCCACCUUUGUGUAAAAGCCAAGGGGCUGGGCUCUGACUGCAUGAGCCACAGGCAGGAAGCUUUUUUCUAAAAAAAAAAAAAGAAACGAAACGACAAGUUUCCUCCUGUGUGCACUGCUUUCCCCCUCACUCGACUCGUCUCAUUCUGAUCUGCACUCGACACACCCCAGGCUUCAAGAAUGCAACCGUUCCAGGCCGCCCCUGGUCAGUUUGGUCCCGAGGCACGGGAGCCGGGCCUGCGCUGCUGGCGGGUGGAGAAGAUGAAGGCCGUCCCGCUGGAGCCCUCCGAGCUGGGCGCCUUCUUCAACGGCGACUCCUACCUGGUGCUGAGCAACCGAGGGGAGGAGGGGGCCGACCUGCACAUGUGGAUCGGUGAGAAGUCAUCUCGUGACGAGCAGGUGGCCUGUGCCAUGCUGGCCACGCAGCUGGACAACUUCCUGGGCGGGGACCCCAUCCAGCACCGGCACGUCCAGGGAUACGAGUCUCCAGAGUUCAUGAGUCUUUUCCCCAGGGGAGUCAGCUACAAGGAGGGCGGAGUGGAGUCUGGGUUCCGGAGGACUCAGUCUGGUUCUUGCCCAGUCCACAGAUUGUACCAGAUCAAGGGCAAGCGCAACAUCCGGGCCAAGGAGGUGGAGCUGAGCUGGGACAGCUUCAACAAGGGAGACUGCUUCAUCCUGGACCUGGGGGAGACCAUUGUGUCUUGGGUCGGGUCCCAGGCAAAUAUCUUUGAGAAGCAGAAGGUGUGUGAGAUCGCCACCCUGAUCCGCGACACGGAGAGGCACGGCAAGGCACGCAUCGUGGACGUCAGCGAGGGCGAGGAGACGCCAGAGAUGCUGAAGGUGCUGGGCCCAAUGCCAAGCCUGAAAGAGAGCACCUCAGAGGAGGACUCCCAAGCUGAUGCCUCUAACUCUGCCUCCUUGUACAAGGUCUCUGAUGCCACCGGGGCAAUGAAACUGACCAAAGUGUCAGAGAAAAGCCCAUUUGACAAGGACCUCCUGGUGCGUGAUGACUGCUUCAUACUGGACAAUGGAGCCAACGGCAAGAUCUUCGUCUGGAAAGGGAGCGGAGCCAAUGCAGAGGAGAAGAGGGAGGCUCUAAAGAUGGCUGAUGACUUCAUCCAGAAGAUGAACUAUCCCAGGAUGAAAACACAGGUGGAGAUCCUGCCACAGGGCAGAGAGAGAGUUAUAUUCAAGCAGUUCUUUAAGAACUGGAACUAAACUCACACAAAACACCAAAGGACCUGUUAACCUCACAAUCCAAAUAAAAAGCAAGGAAUAUUAUUCCCACUGAUGUCUUGCUUAAUCCCACCAAGAGUAAUAAGACCUAAAUACGUGUAUAUUACCCAGGACCAACUGGAGAGGAAGUCUUGUUUUGGCAAACAUGAGAAUCACAUUGAGAGUUCACAGAGCGCCCUCUGGUGUUUACUAUAGUCAUAACUUUUAUUUGAAAGUGCGCCAAGAUUGCAUUCUGCAUAUAUUAUAAAAUAUAAAAAUUUAAAAAGUUAUUUUUUACAUUUGUUUUAACAUGACUGGAGAUGUUUCUGGAAACAACAGACCAGAAUAAUAAAGGUUUUCAA
Molecule: messenger RNA, 1622 nt
Organism: Megalops cyprinoides (Indo-Pacific tarpon)
Lineage: Eukaryota; Metazoa; Chordata; Actinopteri; Elopiformes; Megalopidae
Gene: capgb
Product: capping protein (actin filament), gelsolin-like b
Exons: 9
Coding region: 226-1263 (345 amino acids)
Biological process (GO): barbed-end actin filament capping; actin filament severing; actin polymerization or depolymerization
Cellular component (GO): cytoplasm; actin cytoskeleton
Molecular function (GO): phosphatidylinositol-4,5-bisphosphate binding; actin filament binding
Source: RefSeq, a predicted model, not a curated record